UACAGGUAAACUUUGGGGGCUGUGUCAAGGUGUACUGGGCCUACCAGAGUUGUCAUGUCAUGUCUACACGGUUAUCAAAACGUUGCACACAAAAAAAAUAAUCUUAAGCUAGCUUAGCGUGUGCACACUAACCACACACGAACUCAACCUGUCGUUUGCAAAUGACAAAAAAUAGUUGUGUUAAAAUAAAAGACUGUUUGUUUUAGCGUGGAUCACUUAUCUUGAAACCACUGAAGCGGAACGACUGAUGAAAACUUAAAACAUGGACCAGGAGAUAGAAAGCUCAGGAGAGAAUGACCAACUGACCGUCCAGAAGAAGUGGAAAGUUGACAAAGAAAUCGCCGAUAAAUUAAGCCGAGAAAACGAACCUUCUAGGUUAAUCCCGCUAGCCAAAUGGGUGGUCACCUUGAUACUGGGUACGGUCAUCACGUGUCUGUUCGUCUCGACUAAGCUCUCCUUCAUCGCUCUGUCCAGUCUACUGUCCAGUGCCAAACCAAAGAGUCAAACAUUUGACCAUGUAGAAUGGACACGCUACAAUGGCCAGUUUUUUGUCAUCUACCUGGCCAUCACUAUUCCAUACUUUCUGCUCUUUGUUCGGGCCGUGUGGAUGGCCAUAAAACCCAGCGUCUCCGAAUGGCCGAGAAAAUGCGUUAUCCUAUGUUGUGUUGUGGCCGGUACUUUAGAACCACUUGGCAUCGUCAUCCUUGCUCUCAAAGUACUGCCGGCCUACAGUCCCGUGGUGUCUGCUUGCCUUCUCUGCUGUGUGGUCGUCCCGUCCUUUGUCAUAGCGACCGCGGAGUCGUUUCUGGAUGGGGAUCUUCUAAGGUGGAAGGUUCUCAACGUGUUGGCUACACUGCUCAUGCUGAAAACCAGGCCCCUCUUACUUCAAGCAAGCUCAACAAAUAUUUCUAUAAACAACUCCGAGAGGAGAAGACAUCAAAUUUUUUUCCUACAAAACACAGACCAAUUAACAACGUGGAAAACUUCCGUGAUCCUGUAUUUUGUCAAAAUUCUGGCCACUUUCGUUUUCUCAUUCAUAUUUUUCUACAUCGAUUCUGAAUUCCCGAUAAACUUCAACGAAGAAUUGCACUCAGCUUUUUUGGCCGGGUGGGAUUUUGAUGUCAGCAUACAAAACGAUCGAACUUGGGUUAACUUUGGUGUGAAUUUAUUUGGCGGGCUAAUAUGUUACGUCCUGGUCUUGAUCGUCUGCCACACAAACACCCAGAGAGGUUGUCUGGGAGUGCCACACGUGCUGUCCUUGCCCUUAGUUGUCACAAUCGUCUGCGUGGACGUGUUCUGUCAAAGUUUCAUCGACUUGCAAGAUUUCUGCGCAGGCAAUGAUGAGCGUUUGUACAUUGUAUUUCCGGUAGCCUUUAUUCUAACUCUUGGACAGUCUUUAGGGCUAGGCAGACAUGCAUUCAGGAGAGAAAAAAUUCAUCUGCAGAAAGAAAAAGUGCUUUUCUGGAUACCCGGCUACAAUGGCGCCAUAUUGGACUCGUGGCUGCUUCUAGACCGACGUCAGACGAUCAGAGCUGGACGGUGGUCAAGACGAGACAAAAUCAAACACUUGAAGCCCCGCGUCUACAUCUGUACCACCAUGUACAGAGAGGAUGAAAGUGAAAUGAAACAGCUACUGGAAUCUCUAGCAAAAGUGAACCUCGCCCAGCAGGAUGGUGAGACUUUGUUCGAGUCUCACAUUGUGUUUGACGGUGGGGUCACCAACGGAAAGUUCUCGGAGUUUUCACUGAUUCUCAUCUCGUUGUUGGAGGGGACGUUGAACAUCCAGCCCUCAACAUGUACGAAGACUGAGACGCCAUACGGUGUGAAGUUAAGUUGGCAGCUGGUCAACCCCAGGAAUAAACAGAUGCUGUUUAACAUCCACCUCAAGGACAACACCUUGGUCAAGAACAAGAAAAGGUGGAGCCAAAUUAUGUACAUGUCCUAUGUGCUGGACUUUCUGUCGAAACAAGAUGAACUGAACGAACAGACGUACAUCCUGACGACAGAUGCUGACGUCAUGUUCACACCACAGUCUGUUGAGGCUCUGCUGGACCUCAUGUCACGAGACAAAUCUAUAGGGGCUGUUUGUGCACGGACACACCCCAUGGGGUCAGGACCCAUUGUCUGGUACCAAAUUUUUGAGUACGCCGUUGGGCAUUGGUUCCAGAAGGCAGCCGAGCACGUCCUGGGCUCUGUCCUGUGCGCCCCUGGCUGCUUCAGCGUGUACCGGUGCCGCGCCCUACGGGACACCCUGCCGAAAUACUGCAAGAAGGUCGAGUCGGCCUUUGAUUUCCUCACUAAAGACAUGGGCGAGGACCGGUGGCUGUGUACGCUAAUGGUACAAAGUGGUUGGAGGAUCGAAUACUGCGCCGCCUCAGAAAACAGCACCAACUGCCCAGAUAACUACGAGGAGUUCUUCAAACAGAGAAGACGCUGGAUCGCAUCCACCCUGGCUAACCUCAUGCUCAUGAUCAAAGAGUGGAAGUAUGUGGCCCUGUUCAACCCGAAAGUUUCAGCCGUGUUCCUGCUCUACCAAGGGCUGCUACUCUUCUCAACGAUGAUCGCCCCUAGCAUGGUCAUACUAGUUGUCGCAGGUGGGCUGGCUUUUGCCUGGGACAUGAACGUCAUCACCAGUAUAGUUCUACAGCUGUGUCUAAGUCUCGUGUUUGUGGCUGUCUGUAUAUUCACAACACAGAAGACACAAAUGCUGGUUGCUAAGGGAUUCACGUUUGUCUACGCGAUCAUCAUGUGCGCAGUGACGGUCGGCGCAGCUGAACACAUCGUCCUUGACCUGUUUGAGAACCCGGUUAUGAAAAACGUUGUACCACAUAAUGUAACGCUAACAGAAUUCGCCACGACCAAACGACCCAACCAGCACAUCAGCGACAACGUGGAAGUGUCAGUGACCACGGCCUACCUGCUGUUCCUGAUUGGCAUAUUUCUCCUGGGCGGUCUGCUCCACCCCCGGGAGGUCUACUGUCUGCUACAUGGGGUCUGGUACCUGCUGUGUCUGCCGUCGGCCUACCUCAUCCUCAUCAUCUACAGCGUGUGUAACCUGACGGAUUCCAGCUGGGGUACACGUGAAGAUAAAUCAGCCACUGGCGAUGUUUCGAAGUUCGAACUCAAAAACUUCAUCAUCCGAACUUUUUACUCCAUUUUCUUUUGUCUGCCAAGAAAAGACAAGCAAGGGGUGGAUGUCGAGGUGCAGACGACUUGUUCAAGUCUGCGACAGGUAUCUGUGAUGGAUGACGUCGAUGGGAACGAUACAGAACUGGUCACAUUGAUUUCAGGAUUUGAUGGCGUCAAAGACGUGUUCGGUCCUGGAGAGUUCAUCCCAGUUGACCAGUGGCUGCCGGCUGAAUUUUCUGAGAAGUACUCCACCAUGUUUAUAGAGCGAGGUUACGACAACACCCUGUUUAUAAAAGGUCUAACUGAGAAGGAUCUCAGAAAAAUGGGGCUGCAAAACCGUGGUCACAUUCAGUAUCUGAUGUCCCAGAUUUCUGCGAUACCAGCUUUUGAGAUCGAGUACAAAGUUCCGGUCAACGUCCGAGACUGGCUCUAUGAGAUAGGUCUGGGGAUGUACCAGGAGAACUUUGAACGGUGCCACAUCAGGACGCUGAAGGAGAUGGAGAUAUUGAAGGGGUUCGAUGCCAGAGCUGUGGACAGGGAGUUGGGGAUCAGGAAGGAAGGUCACGUGAAAAGACUUUUGUACGCCAUACGAAUGUUACGAGACCCUACAGAAACUCAGCAACGCGCCAACGCAACCCGUCAAAUCAUGGAGAAAACAAAACUGCAUAAACUGCAAGAGGUCAACAACGAGGAAUUCGAGUUCUGGGAAAAACUGAGAAAAACUUGUUUGGAGCCAGACCUCAAGGCGUUUGGCAUCGACUCGGAGAUCGCAAUAAACCUGGUUUCUCUGAGAAACGAUUGGCUGAUUUCUAUGGCUGUGUCAAACAGUUUGUGGAUCAUACUUAUAUCCACCGUGUCUACAAAGGAUAACCUCAGUGUACUAGGUUCGAAUCCACUGGAUUUAGUUUUCCUGCUCAUCUUCGGUCUAGUGUUCCUCAUCCAGUUCCUGUGUAUGCUGGUCCACCGUGCCAACACGCUGUGUCACAACAUUGCACGCGCUCCUUACACGUGCGGCAAGCCACUAGAGACCAGCUGGUCAUUCAAGGAUAAGUUUGAGACGAAAGAGGAAGAAGACCUAUAUCAAUCAAUCCGCGAAAUUAACUCAGAAGUUACUAGGUCUAGACGGUUGGCAGACUCAACAUAUGGCGCCACACAUUCAAGUUACAUAAGAGUUCAGGACGAUGAUGAAGCUUAA
This is a messenger RNA of Physella acuta, 4324 nucleotides long. RefSeq lists its product as uncharacterized. The record is from RefSeq and is a predicted model, not a curated record. Gene Ontology annotation, biological process: chitin biosynthetic process. Lineage: Eukaryota; Metazoa; Mollusca; Gastropoda; Physidae. Gene Ontology annotation, cellular component: cell periphery; cell septum. Gene Ontology annotation, molecular function: chitin synthase activity; protein binding.